AUGCCACACAUGGCACGAGCUGCUGUGUUAUUGCUGGCCUCGUUGGUUUCGAUAGGUCAUGUUACGGCCAGAGCCUUACCACAAUUCUACCCGGUGUCGGGAUCAAAUGGCGGGUCUUCACAGGGCUCAAACUCCAUGAACAUUGAGAGUGAUGGAUCCGUCUCUGCUGACGAUGUUGAUGCCGGGGUUCAAUUAAAUGCAAACGGGAACCCAAAUAUUUUGAACAUCAAUGCGAAUACGAAUGCGAAUAAUCAAAACUCUGAGCCAUUUUAUUGGGAAGAAGAAGAACCAAAAAAUCCUUCCGGGUUGGAUAUGGUAGGGCAGGAACAGGAAGGAUUAGCAUACGACCAGGGGGGUAAAACAAAAAAGGGUAGCCCAGAUGGCGGGAAAAUGCUUCUGGAAGAAGAGGAAGGAGCAGAAAGUGCGGACGCUGCGUCGGUCGCGAGUACACAAGCAGAUCUAGAGGAGUACGUAGACGCCGGUUUUGAGCCCGACGAAGAGGCCUUGCAGAAAGAUCUUGAGUUUACCGGUGGAAGACAGAUGUUUGAUAUUGCGCCUGAGUCCUUACAAAGAGCCCAAACCGCACCGAUACAGGAAUCAAUAAAUAUUGCCCCUAAAACAGAUGUUCUAGGGUCAGGGCAACCAUCACCUAAUGGAUCACAAAUAGCAGCAGAAGAUGUCGAAGACCGAAUCAUUGAAGAAGAAAUACCAUCCAACAUUUAUCGACCGCAACAUGUUUUCGACAUCUCAGCUCUUCCGAGACUUGCUUCUGAGGAAGUUGUUACAGUAGAAAAUGAAUUCGACGAAGAAGGGAAUAUGAGGAUUUUAACCACGGCACCGGAUAUAGACGCUGAAUUCAAACGAGAACAGGAAUCAGAUAAACCGGGUCCAGCAGAUAUAGAGCGUAAUAAACGCCUAGAACGAGAAAAGAAAGAGAGAUUAUCUAGGCGACGGUCUCAAUCGGGAGGUAGAAAAUUCCUCCCAGAUGACCAACUUCCACCAAAUGCAGAACUGGAAUGGAGUUAUGUUCUCCGUAACGAACGUGGCGAACCUAUAAAUGAAUAUGGUCUUCUACUGGACGAGAACGGUCAACCUAUUCCCGAGCCCGAUGACCCUUACGCCGACGAGCAAUACGACGAAGAGGUCGUAGACCGGGUUAUCGAUCAAACCGGCCAGUCAAUUAAGGGGGCUGACAAGGAAACAGGCGAUGAAAGCGCGCAAGACGACACCGAAUCUAUUGCAGCCUAUCCUGGAAGGAUAAAGCCAAGAAGGCAGAAAUUUGAGAGAGAUUUGAAUCCGUAUCUAAGAAAUUCUGGGACUGUCGAUAACCCGUAUGAUGUCGAUGAUUCUAGAUUUGCGCCUGAUAAUACAAGCGAGAGGAGUAAUAUAGCCCGCUCAUACAUAAAAUUCAGAAAACCAGAAAGACAAAUGAACGGUAGGGGCACUCGGCGCCAAAAAAACAUGAGUGGUUUCGCUCAAAGACCAGGUCCUCGAACGUACAGAAAUUCUCAAGCAAAUGACAAUCCAUAUAGCUUUCUAGAUCAACCAUAUAAUGAUAUAUCACCUCAAGAGAUCCAAGAUUCCAUGGUAGCGGAAGCAGCAAUAGAGGCUCAACGAAGGUCGAACAAUUCCAAUCAACAAGGCUCUAACCAAGCGUGGCCGCAAACAAGCGAUCAAUACACCGCCGAGGAAAUCAUGUUGUUGUACGAACUUCAAGCUGAAAAAGAGGCUGCCGCUGCCGCGAAGGCGCGGGAAAACCAAUCAGGCCUUGGGUUGACCCAACAGACCAUGAUAGACCUUGCGGAAGCCGGAGGAGUCCCAAAAAGGACAAACACACAAGGCACUCAAGCUAACCAAAACUUCGAUCAGGGUCUGUAUGACCUUGCUAAUCAAGCUUUCCAAGGCAAUAAUCAGCUUUCAUCUAUCAAUAACCUAGCCAUGCCAUCUGGUAGCGGCGCUUUCGACUUUGACCUCAACAACUAUGCAGGCAAACAGGCAAAUUUCUUUAACCCUGGUGUGAAUUUCGGGUAUGAUGAUAGCUUGGACAUCAACUCAGGACUCAAUCAGCAGGCGCUACCACAGGAAAUGGUGGGAACCGGGGCUAAUCCACCCGCUGGCGAUUACGUGAGCAAGAGUCCUGAGAAUAUGACUGAGGCAGAGUUGAUUGACUUUUUAACCAACCUGGAUGUACCUGUUGGUGUCGGUGAUGAUUUGUACCCGGUAGAAUAUCUGAGGGAAUUGGCAAUGCAGUUAAUGGGAUGA
This is a messenger RNA of Orbilia oligospora ATCC 24927, 2262 nucleotides long. RefSeq lists its product as uncharacterized. The transcript has 2 exons. The record is from RefSeq and is a predicted model, not a curated record. NCBI's taxonomy places the organism in Eukaryota, Fungi, Ascomycota, Orbiliomycetes, Orbiliales, Orbiliaceae. Bases 1 to 2262 code for a protein of 753 amino acids.